This is a messenger RNA of Rhagoletis pomonella (apple maggot), 828 nucleotides long. Its product is annotated as selenoprotein BthD. Gene Ontology annotation, cellular component: Golgi apparatus. The transcript has a single exon. Bases 116 to 559 code for a protein of 147 amino acids. The record is from RefSeq and is a predicted model, not a curated record. NCBI's taxonomy places the organism in Eukaryota, Metazoa, Arthropoda, Insecta, Diptera, Tephritidae.
UGAAACACAUACAUAUGUACAUACCAAUUAAAAAUAAAAAUUAUAAAACUAUUUUGAAAUUGUCUAGAAGUGUCGUUUCUAAAUUCUCAGUUUCCACCUCUCACUGUCCGCACCAAUGGCUCCUAAGGGCAAAAAGUCGAAGAAGAUACGGGAGAUCGACUGGGCGGCGGACGCGAACUUCGACAAAAAUCGUUGUAUGAUCUACAUCGAGCACACGCACGAGUGCCCGAUAUUCCAGACCAAGGCCGAGGAGUUCGCCACGUAUGUGAGAGUGCAGGUGCCCAAUCGCAUCAUACAACUGGUACGCAAUCAAAACGGCAAAGUUUUGCCGAGGGAGGGCGCCUUCGAGAUCGGCUUUUCGCAGAAUGCGCGCACCUCAGUCCACAAACUCUGGUCGGGUAUCGAUAAGGGACCACCCAGGCGCGAUAAAUUCCCGCCCAGCUAUGAGCCGCUGAUGCAAGAAAUACGAAAUAUACUAAAGAAAUUCUAUCCAGAAGCACCGGAAACGAAUCUAUUAGAAGACAUGGACGACGACGGUGGAGAGGUGCAUGAGGACUGAGCUGCUACAGUGGAGAAAAAAAGAAGGGAACCUAUUUUGGUAACUGAUGGAACAGAAAAAAGUGCCUUUUGAGAACCCAAUUCAAACAAAUUUUAGCAGAAAAUUGUGCAAAAAUUAUGAAAAGUAGAAAAUAGAAUUGUAGUUCAAAUUUAUACAAAGUUUAAUUUUACCAGCACAAAAAAGCACACACGACCCAGAUUAAUAUCUGGCCAAGGACUCUCACUCCAGCAACACUCCCCAAAAGCUCUUUGGGCGAAUUUUUAUGCUGU